ACGCGCGGCGCCGAGCGCCCCAAGAUGGCGGCGCCGCAGCGGGCGGAGGGGCGCGGAGCGGGCGGGACGCGGGGGGAGCCGUCCCUGCGCCUGUCCAGCGAGCGCUACCUGCGGGCACAGCCGGCCGUGGGGGUGCUGCUGCGCGGCUUCCUCAGGGCGGUGAUGCUGCGCCGGCCCCACGACGUCCUCGAGUUCGCCGCAGGGUACUUCACCGACCCGGAGCUGCCUGCGAGGGUCCGCGAGGAGCUGGAGGCCGUGGGGCCGCGCUGACGGGGGCACCGGGGGGGCCACGGGCAAUAAA
Cygnus atratus (black swan) is the source of this 301-nucleotide messenger RNA. It is a transcript of the gene RIIAD1, whose product is annotated as regulatory subunit of type II PKA R-subunit domain containing 1. The record is from RefSeq and is a predicted model, not a curated record. Lineage: Eukaryota; Metazoa; Chordata; Aves; Anseriformes; Anatidae. The transcript has 4 exons. The coding region runs from base 25 to 270 and encodes 81 amino acids.